Phragmites australis (common reed) is the source of this 1059-nucleotide messenger RNA. RefSeq lists its product as uncharacterized. The transcript has 3 exons. Lineage: Eukaryota; Viridiplantae; Streptophyta; Magnoliopsida; Poales; Poaceae. The record is from RefSeq and is a predicted model, not a curated record. The coding region runs from base 1 to 1041 and encodes 346 amino acids.
AUGAAGAAGAGGCUGCUCGCCUUGUUGGCGGUGGUCACCGCGUUUGCCGCCGCGGCGGAGGCGACGGGCCCGGCCAGCACGGUGGUCGCCGGCAUGGUGUUCUGCGACCAGUGCAAGGACGGCGCCCGCGGCCUCUUCGACUACCCGCUCUACGGCGCGCGGGUGGCGAUCCAGUGCGGCGGCGGCGACACCCCUCUGACGGUGCGGGAGAGCAACACCAACUGGUUCGGCGGCUUCUCCAUCCGCAUGGACGGCUCCCCCGACAUGAACCGAUGCACCGCCCGCGUCGUCCAGGGCACCGGCCACUGCGGCGCCGCUGCCUCCGGCGCGCCGCGGGAGCUCACCCUCGCCUUCCGGAUGCUCGGCCUCGCGCUCUACACCGUGCCGCCACUUUUGUCGCAGCCAGAGGAGGCCAUGGACAUGUGCCCAGGACACGAGAGGCAGAGGCGCCCUCCCUCUCUUUUUUCUCCCCCUUUGGCGCCCACGCCCGCGCCGGCUCCUCCGCUUCCCACGCCCUUCUGGCGCCGCAGACCAAGACGGCUGCCGCCCAUCUGGCGCCGGCCGCCGACGUUGCCGCAGGAGCAGCCCCAGCCCCAGCCCAGUUCCAGACCGGUGCCGCCACCAGCGGCGUCGGCCUGCACCUACGACAAGUGGGCGGCGCCUGAGCACAGUUGCCACUGGAAGGUGGUGACCCCGAACACGACGGUGGCGAUGGCGUUCGGACCCCUGGCGGGUCAGAGGUACGGGUCGGAGCUGACGCUGCGGGAGGCGCUGGAGGGGCGCGGGGACAUGUACCGGACGCUGCUCCGGGAGGCGACGGCGGCGCUGCUGAACGCAUACUACAACGCCCCCGGGGGGGCCUUCCUGUACCCGACGACGGCCAGCGUGAUCGACCACAUGAACGGCGCGCUCCUGAGCUCGACGCAGAGGGUGCUGAUCGAGGGCGCGCGCUUCCGCAGGGCCAACGGAGGCGGCGGCGGACCAGACGGACGGACAAGGCUGCCAUGCGACUUGGCGCCCUGCGCUCCGGCCCGACGCUAGCUACGAUCCAGGACUCGC